AGUUAAGAUCAAGAGCAAUGUUCAACAUUGGAAGAAAACAGCAUCAGCGCAUGUUCAAUCCACGCUAGAAAAAAUGUUCCAGUUGACUAACUUUUUGAAACUUACAAAUUCUAAUAUUCAAACCAUCUCGAUCAUGAUUCCAACUAAAUAAAAAGUUAAAUUAGGUUAAAAUGUAAAAUUCAAAGUGUCGUUUGAAAAAAAAAUCAACAGUUAUAUGGAUUUUUAUAGUUCAUAUGCUGCUACAUCAACCAUAUCGCAAAUCACAGAAAAUUUAGUCCAACAAAACACUUGAUGCAACGACACACAUACAUGUCUAGACGAAGAAAUGUGUACAUUCGGGUAUAAACAGUGAAAGUAAAGUAAACAAGACUUGUAGUGUUUGGAGCAACAUUUAAAAAAAAAACCGGAAAUAUCCCAAGUAACAUUAAUAGCUGAGUAACAGCUUAGUCCGCUGAAAUGAGUAUACUUUAGCUGAAUAAACUGUUAUACAGCUGAAAAUGUUACUUGGGAUGGAGUGAAUGUUAUCGAUAACUUAAAAAAAACUUGCUUGGUUAUACUAAAACAGCUGAACGCGUAUACGCACUGUUAUCAUAAAAUCCUUUGACAUGUGGAAAACAGGUGCAUUUAUUAUAUUAGGCCUGUGUUUUGUUAAAGCACAAAUUCAUCUGAUCGAUUCAAGAUGCUACUUGGCCGAAGGGGGUUCAGCGGAAAACUUUCUAGCGAGCGAAGACGCUGCUGUUGGGUCCGUUCUGGGUACGCUGGGUAUCAAUGGAGAUCCCAAAACAGACAUUUCAUUAUCACUCCGCGAGAAGGAUUCACCGGUCACCAUCGCUCCACUGUCCAAAAAUAUCAUUCUCAGUAAACCACUCGACAAAGAGGGAUUGGAAGGUCCAGCGUCAGUCUAUGUGAAUGUCAUUUGUGACAGAAGAAUGAGCAAUGAUCCGAGUUUCCUUAUACCCGUUAAUAUACGCGUUACGGAUGUUAACGACAACUCUCCAGCCUGGAUUGGCGCACCGUACGUUGUCAAUAUAUCAGAAGUAACAAUUGUCGGUACAAGAAUUUUACAGGGCAUUCGAGCGCUCGAUAUGGACCAGCCUGGACCUUACUCCACCAUUGAGUAUCAAGUGUUGCCCGGACCACAUUCCAAAUUCGUAGCUUUUAUUUCCCCCUUGGAAGGAACACUUGUGCUGAAACACGAGUUAGAUUACGAAACACUCAAAAAUUUUACGGUUGUCUUACGUGCACAAGAUCAAGGGUCUCCUCCAAAAUAUUCCGACAGCACGCUUACGGUUUUUGUUCUGGAUGCCGAUGAUCAAAACCCAAAGUUCUUCCAAGACGUUUAUCACGGAUCUUUCCAGGGAAACCAAGUACCUUCGGAAGUUAUGUUCCACACAGAAUCCAUUAGGGCAAUCGAUCAAGAUUCAGGAUUGAACGCUUCAUUGACAUAUUCCAUUGUUCCAUCUUCGCAUUCCAAGUUUUUCACCAUUGAUCCUAAAACAGCAGUUCUAAAACUAACAAAACAUUUGAACCUCUCAAAUCCAAUCACAUUAGUAGUAAAAGCCACUCAAUUAGAUAACAAUGACCGUUACGCACUAAGCACAGUAAUACUGUCACAAAAACAAUCUACUGUCGUUGAAACUGUUGAUAAAGCAAGUUUUAUGCAAUCUACAUACAGACUGAAGAUAAAAGAGAAUUAUAACCCGGGCAGUACAAUUUUAAAACUCAUUAAAGGAAACAUGGCGUGGAAUGCCAACCUUAGAAUUCUAAACGACACCGAGCUGUAUUGGUUUUCAAUAGAUAGAAAUGGCAAUAUUAAAUUAAGCAGAUGGCUGGAUUUUGAAACAAAGCCUACUCAUAAAUUCACCGUGGAAUUGAAUGAUGGCAGCAACAGAGAAUAUGCGGAAGUGCUCGUUGAAGUCCUAGACGUUAAUGACUGGGAGCCUCGAUUUAGAAAACCUCACUAUACAUUCAAAAUUAGAAAUCGUAAUUUUUCGACUCCCUUGGCUUUAGGAAAAGUUGAGGCGGCAGACGGAGAUGUAAGGGAUAAAAUCACUUACUCGCUACGAGGCGACCAUGCCAAUUUGUUUUAUGUAGACUCCGGAGGAACUGUUUGGUUGAAGUACGACGUACCUGACAAGAUGAAUUUUAAACUGCAUAUAAUCGCAACAGACACAGGGUUCCCACCUAAAUCUACCAUUGUCCCCCUCACAGUUGAUUUUGAUGAAAUAACCGAAUCGGCUAUAAAGUGGACAACGACCACUAUAAGCGCUUUGGCCGGCGUGACCGUGCUUUGUGUACUAGCUUUUUUGGCAGUGCUCACAUAUUUCUGCAGAUCAUCGGUUAACAGGCCGAACAGGAAUGUUCCCAUGUUGAUUAGUCGAAGUAAAGCAUCGAAUAAAACUUCUAAUAUAGGAAUCAUAACGGCAAACACUCGUGGCUCCAAUAGCUCGAUUAGUGCAAGCGCCUCAACCAUUAUUGCUGCCAGCCUCGAGAGGGAUCAAGACUCGUACACCACAACUAUAAGGGAUAUAGUUAAUCGGGCCCAGCAACCUAAUAAGACUGCGAUUCGUAACAGCGACAUGGAGCAGGAUUCUUUAACGAAUUCUGAAACAGGAUUUCAUUGCUCGUACCCCGCCACUCAAACCGGGGCAAGCUGGCACCAGAGGAGCUGCAUGCUCGGUGAAAAGGUAACUAACGACAACGAUACUAAUGGUGAAAAUAAGUUAACAGUAUAUUUUUGAGAUCAAGUAAUAUAAUUGUUAUUUAAGAAAACAUGAAAUAAAAUCGAUGAUUUUACACAACAAAAUUAA
Molecule: messenger RNA, 2810 nt
Organism: Aedes aegypti (yellow fever mosquito)
Lineage: Eukaryota; Metazoa; Arthropoda; Insecta; Diptera; Culicidae
Gene: Cad96Cb
Product: protocadherin Fat 4
Exons: 7
Coding region: 606-2741 (711 amino acids)
Biological process (GO): homophilic cell-cell adhesion
Cellular component (GO): catenin complex; plasma membrane
Molecular function (GO): calcium ion binding; cadherin binding
Source: RefSeq, a predicted model, not a curated record